CUGCGCUGCACAGACACCAGCCUGCUCCUGCACAUGCGUUGCCAUUUCGGGAAUCCGCAUGCUUAAGCUACACUCUAAAUCUCUAGUAGGUCUCCAAAGCCAUUCACGACAGGGCGUAGCAGACUAGCGGUAAGCAUGGAGAAGACCGGCGCCCACGGCGGCAAGCGGUGGCUGCCGCGCCUCCUCCUGCUCGCCGCCAUGUCGUGGCUCCUCAUGGUCUACUUCCACCUCGCCGUGUUCCGCACCCCGCCAGUGAGCGCGCCGCACGCGUCCCUCGUCGCCGUCCCGUCGGACGGCGAUGACGGGCAGCGUUUCCGCCUCCGCCAGCAGGAGCAGCUCAAGAAGAUCGGGUCAGCCAGCGUCGGCGCGCUCCCGGCGGUGGCGGAGCGGCGCCCGCGUGGCGGCGGCGACGAGGCCUCCUGCCGCGGACGGUACGUUUACAUCCACGACCUGCCGCCGCGGUUCAACGCGGACAUCCUGGGCAACUGCCACAACUGGUACCCGUGGCACAACAUGUGCGGGUACCUCGAGAACGGCGGCCUCGGCGAGCCGGUGGACAACGCGGACGGCGUGUUCGCCGACCAGGGGUGGUACGCCACGGACCACUUCGGCCUCGACAUCAUUUUCCACCGCCGCAUGAAGCAGUACGACUGCCUCACCGACGACUCGUCCCGUGCCGCCGCCGUGUUCGUGCCGUUCUACGCCGGCUUCGACAUCGUGCAGCACCUGUGGGGCGUCAACUCCACGGCCAGAGAGAAGGACGCCCUGUCGCUGGACCUCGUGGACUGGCUGACGCGCCGGCCCGAGUGGCGCGCCAUGGGCGGCCGCGACCACUUCUUCCUCUCCGGCAGGACGGCGUACGACCACCAGAGGCAGACAGACAGCGACUCAGAGUGGGGGAACAAGCUCCUCCCCCUGCCGGCCGUGCAGAACAUGACGGUGCUCUUCGUGGAGAAGCUCCCGUGGACGAGCUUCGACUUCGCCAUACCGUACCCGACCUACUUCCACCCCGGCAAGGACGCCCAGAUCCUCGAGUGGCAGCGGCGGAUGCGCGCCAUGAAGCGCGAGUGGCUCUUCUCCUUCGCCGGCGGCGCGCGGAACGACCCCUACUCGAUCCGGCACCACCUCAUCAGGCAGUGCGGCUCGUCGAGCUUCUGCAAGCUGGUCCAGUGCCGGAAGAACGAGCGCAACUGCCUCAUCCCGAGCACCUUCAUGCGCGUGUUCCAGGGCACGCGCUUCUGCCUGCAGCCGACGGGGGACACCAUGACGAGGCGGUCGGCGUUCGACGCCAUCAUGGCCGGCUGCGUGCCGGUCUUCUUCCACCCGGACUCGGCGUACACGCAGUACAGGUGGCACCUCCCGGCGGCGCACGAGACGUACUCGGUGCUCAUCCCGGAGGCCGACGUGCGCGCCGGCAACGUCAGCAUCGAGGAGACGCUCCGGCGGAUCCCGCCGGACGUCGCGGAGCGGAUGACGGAGACGGUGAUCGGGCUGAUACCGAGGCUGGUGUACGCGGACCCGAGGUCGAGGCUGGAGACGCUCAGGGACGCCGUAGACGUGACGGUGGGCGCGAUCAUCGAGAGGGUCAACAAGCUCAGGGAGGAGAUGGGCGGCGGCGGCCGAGGUGCACAGCAAAGUUAGAUCGGAAAAUUAGGGAGAGAUUAUUGUUAGCUGAUGGCGAUACACUAGUACUACCUUGAAUGAAGCAGAAAAAAGUGAUCCAAGUCCCGGACGACGAGUAUAGCCGUAUAAGAGGACGCAGGUUUUCAGUGUAUUUCUGUCAAUCUGCAGAGUCGUGCGCUGUUGCACUGA
Molecule: messenger RNA, 1812 nt
Organism: Panicum virgatum (switchgrass)
Lineage: Eukaryota; Viridiplantae; Streptophyta; Magnoliopsida; Poales; Poaceae
Product: xyloglucan galactosyltransferase KATAMARI1 homolog
Exons: 1
Coding region: 136-1641 (501 amino acids)
Molecular function (GO): glycosyltransferase activity
Source: RefSeq, a predicted model, not a curated record